UUCCUGCAUUUCUUCUUUCUUUCGUUAUGGGGGGCGUGGAAAGGAGGAGUGCUUUAUCAUGGAAACUUACAGGAGAGUGACUUAAUUUUCUCUACGCAAGCAAUGAAGCAAAACAUUUGUGUCGUCUGAGCUGAGGUCGGCGGUUCUACGUCUUUGAAUUGGUCGUUAAUUAGUUUCCAAUAAGCCGCCUUUUACAUCUCGUUAGUCUCUGUUCCAUGCUACUAGUCCUGAAUGUUUUUCAACUCUCAGAAACUUCCUUUUACUUCCCCCCUUCUUCUCCAACUUAAAUACCCCAUAAUUAAAUAAAUCUUGCAGCUUUUUUGCAUUCCCCGAGUCUUCCAAGCUUUAAUUAAGGUAGAGAGAGAUACAGUGCUUAUUCGGCUCAAUUGGUAAAGAGAGAGAUUUGUUUUUUGUCUGGAACUAAUUUGAUUGCUGAUGGGAGGUAAAAGCUCAAAAGAGUCCAGUUGGAGAGAUUAUUCUUCUUAUGGUUCAGCCAAUUCACCUUCUUCUUCUUCAUCGAAUCAGAAUGGUUAUCCUCCAGCAUCACCAUAUCCGUAUCCAUCUCCUGAACAUAAUUCCUAUUACACUUCUCAGAAUCACCAUGCGCCUGCUCCUAGUUCAUCAUCUUAUCCUUAUGAAUCACAAAGAACCCCCCAACAUCCACAGAAGAGGUUGGAUAGGAAAUACUCGAGAAUAGCUGACAAUUACAAGACCCUGGAUCAGGUGACUGCUGCUCUUGCUCAAGCUGGGUUAGAGUCUUCUAAUCUCAUUGUUGGAAUUGACUUCACAAAAAGCAACGAGUGGACAGGUGCAAGAUCAUUCAAUCGGCGAAGCUUACAUCAUAUUGGAAAUGGUCAAAAUCCAUAUGAACAAGCAAUAUCAAUUAUUGGGAGGACUUUAUCUGCAUUUGAUGAGGAUAACUUAAUUCCAUGUUAUGGAUUCGGAGAUGCAUCAACUCAUGAUCAGGAUGUCUUCAGUUUCUUUCCGGAUGAGAGAUUCUGUAAUGGAUUCGAGGAGGUGCUGAUGCAAUACAAAGAAAUUGUUCCCAACCUUCGGCUCGCGGGACCGACAUCUUUUGCACCUGUUAUUGAGAUGGCCAUAACUAUUGUUGAGCAAAGUGGUGGGCAGUACCAUGUUUUACUGAUAAUUGCUGAUGGACAGGUGACGAGAAGUGUUGACACGCAGUCUGGCCAGCUCAGUCCACAAGAGAGAAGGACAAUUGAUGCAAUUGUCAGAGCAAGCAAAUACCCUUUAUCGAUCAUCUUAGUUGGAGUUGGUGAUGGACCUUGGGACAUGAUGAGGGAGUUCGAUGAUAACAUCCCUGCUCGAGCCUUCGACAAUUUCCAGUUUGUGAAUUUUACAGAAAUAAUGUCCAAAAAUGUGAGUGAAUCAAGAAAAGAAACAGAAUUUGCUCUUGCAUCAUUGAUGGAAAUACCUUCUCAACAUCAAGCAACUAUUGAGCUUGGCUUAUUAGGUCACCAUAGAGGGAAUGCGCCAGAGAGGGUUCCUUUGCCCCCACCACUUUACGGCCCACAUUCUUCAAGCAGAUCAAAUGCUUCCCGCUCAAGCAGCUUCCAGCGGCGGGUACCUUCUUAUUCUAGAUAUGAUACACCAGUUAGUGGAUACGAAACAGCAUCAGGGAAGGCUCCAUCUCCUAGCUCUGUGUACGAUAAUCAGGUUUGCGUCAUUUGUCUUACCAAUCCAAAGGACAUGGCCUUCGGCUGCGGGCACCAGACUUGUUGUGACUGUGGAGAAGACCUCCAACUGUGCCCUAUAUGUCGACGCCCAAUACAGACCAGAAUCAGGCUCUAUUAAUAAGUUUCAAUGCAAUCUCUGAGAUUAUUUCUGCUCCCUACAUGUUUGGUUCGGUGGAAGCUGAAUCAAAUGCUCAUUUUUCUGAGGCAGGGGCAGGUUAGCCAUUCAAUAGUGCCAUUUUCACCUGUUAAUUUGUUGUUAGAGAGAGAUUUCUAGACGACCUUCAUGAAGAAUGAAACAGUUUUAGGAUCUGCAGGGUUGAUCUGUUUCUUAGUGGAUGUUUUCUUCUGCCAAAAUAAAGGCCAAGCUGUAGAUGUAUAAAACUGCCAGCCUCGGCCUUGUAGAAAUUCGGGAAACUAGCUAGUUUGAUUCAUGAAAGUGUACACCACAGCUGAGGACUCCUCCACAGACUUGUGUUCAUUUUGCAAAUUUAUUCUUUUAUAUGUGUAAAUACAUUUGUUUUUGGCUUGGGAAGGAGUCUUUGUAGUAAUGUUGAAUGAUUUUUAUGUAACGGUGAAGUAUUGAGUCUAUAAAAUUGAGUUGGAUUUUAUGUA
Populus nigra (black poplar) is the source of this 2309-nucleotide messenger RNA. Its product is annotated as E3 ubiquitin-protein ligase RGLG2-like. Bases 436 to 1815 code for a protein of 459 amino acids. The record is from RefSeq and is a predicted model, not a curated record. NCBI's taxonomy places the organism in Eukaryota, Viridiplantae, Streptophyta, Magnoliopsida, Malpighiales, Salicaceae. The transcript has 12 exons.